Molecule: messenger RNA, 8331 nt
Organism: Bombus terrestris (buff-tailed bumblebee)
Lineage: Eukaryota; Metazoa; Arthropoda; Insecta; Hymenoptera; Apidae
Gene: Cpsf6
Product: cleavage and polyadenylation specificity factor subunit 6
Exons: 12
Coding region: 116-2392 (758 amino acids)
Biological process (GO): mRNA alternative polyadenylation
Cellular component (GO): mRNA cleavage and polyadenylation specificity factor complex
Molecular function (GO): mRNA binding
Source: RefSeq, a predicted model, not a curated record
AUAUCCGUUCAGCACGAAAACGUAACGUAAUUCGCUAACACGUUUUCUCCUAGAACAGCAUAUUUCUUUAGGCUUGGCGCCUUCGUCAAAUGCAGUGAGCGUCGGUGUACGUAAAAUGGCGGACGGUGACAUUGAUUUGUACGCCGACGAUCUCGAGCAAGAUUUCGCGCAGAUUCACAGCAAGAAAAGCAAAAUGGUGUUAGCGGAUGAAUUUGCUGGUGAUGGCGUUGAUUUGUAUGACGAUGUGAUAGCAGCUCCUGCUGGUGGUAAUGGUGGUGUUUCUACAGGAAAUAGUGGAGAUGGUGCUGGUGAUACUACUUCACCAAAUGAAGAAACCAAUGGUAGCGCACCUUACCAUCAACUUGGAAAUAAUAUUCAGCCAAACCAAAUUGGGAGACGCCAUCAACUAUAUGUUGGAAAUUUGACUUGGUGGACAAGUGACCAAGAUAUAACUGAUGCCGUACAAAGUAUUGGUGUAUCAGAUUUUGUUGAAGUAAAAUUCUUUGAAAAUCGAGCCAAUGGACAAUCUAAGGGAUUCUGUGUGAUAUCUUUGGGAUCAGAACAAAGUAUGAGGAUAUGUAUGGAAAGAUUACCUAAAAAGGAAUUGCAUGGACAGAAUCCAGUAGUAACAUUUCCAACUAAACAAGCUUUGAAUCAAUUUGAGUCUCAGUGUAAGACACGACCAGCUCCGGCUCCUCAACAGAGUCAGAGUCAGCGUCCCCAUAAUCCACAUCAGCAUCAGUCACCAAUGCCACCCCAUCAACAGCAUCCACAACAUCCCCAACACCCUCAACAUUCGCAACAAAAUCAUGGUCCUAGGAUGAUGAUGGGUCCUCCACAGGGUGUACGACCACAGAGAAUGCCACCUCCAGGGAUGGGUCCACCAGGUCCAGGUGGACCUGGCCAGCAAGGUCCACCGCGUAUGCACGGUCCGCCAAUGGGCCCGGGACCGGGACCGCACCAUCCUUUACCUGGGCAUCCUAACCAAGGUCCACCACCUCCUGGUUAUCAGCAGGGCCCAUGGAAUGGGCCAAGACCUAAUGGUCCACCUGGACCACCAAGAGGUCCAAGUGGACCUGGUGGUCCACCUCAACAAGGACCACCAGGACCAGGUCCUGGUCAACAUCGACCUCCAGGAAUGAGUUGUACUAGAGACCUUUCAGAAGCCAGUUACCAUAUACCACAGCAAUUUCAUGGUGGUCCGCCUGGUCCACCUGGUCAAGGACCUCCACGUGGUCCACCUGGACAUCCUGGUGGACCUCCAGGUGAUCCAAGAGGUGCUCAACCACGUCCCGAAUGGAAUAGACCACCAGGAAUGCAUCACGGGCCUCAGGGACCACCAGGUUUCCCUCAACAUCAACAUAUGCAAGGCCCGCAACCUGGUCAAGGCCCACCACAGAGAGGACCUCCUCCAGGUUCUAUGGGUGGAAUGUUACCAGGUCCAGGAGGUCCGCCACCUGGUCAUGGUGGCCCACCUCAAGGACCACCACAAGGACCCCCAGGAGGACCUGCACCACAUGUGAAUCCAGCAUUUUUCCCACAAGGACCACCUCAUCAACAUCCAGGACAACAUCCACCAGGUCCUCCUGGUCCACCUCAUGGACCACCUCAUGGUCCACCACAUGGUCCACCUCAUGGUCCACCUCAUGGUCCUCCACAUGGUCAACCACAUGGACCACCACAUGUGCCACCUCAUGGUUAUGGACCACCUGCAGCACAGCCACCUUAUGGCGCACCAGGACCUGAUCAUCGCCCAGAAGGUCCUCCUCCGCUUACAGAACAAGAAUUUGAAGAAAUCAUGGGUAGAAAUAGAACCGUUUCUUCUUCUGCUAUUGCUCGAGCAGUAUCUGAUGCUGCAGCAGGGGAAUACGCAAGCGCUAUAGAAACCCUGGUUACAGCCAUUUCAUUGAUAAAACAAUCCAAGGUUGCUGCAGAUGAUAGAUGUAAAAUUUUAAUCAGUUCUCUUCAAGACACCUUGCGUGGCGUCGAAACAAAGAGUUAUGGAUCCGCACGUAGGGAACGAUCACGUUCACGAGACAGAGAACGCAGUCACAGAAGAAGACGUGAACGAUCAAGGAGCCGUGACAGGGAAUACAGAGAAAGAAGCAGAGACAGAGAUAGAGAACGUGACAGGGAACGCGAUCGUGAAAGGGAAAGGGAUCGUGAUCGUGACAGAGAACGUUAUUACAGUGAACCAUAUCCACGGGAGAGAUCACGAAGCAGGGAGAGAGAUCGUGAACGUGAAAGAGAUCGCGAAUAUAGAGAGCGAAGCAGAGAAGAAAGAGAGAAUGAAAAGGGAAGAAGACCGCAAAGGGCUGAGCAUUUGGUACCUUUUAACAAGUACCAGGAAACGGAUGAUGGACUCUCACAGAGCACAAUACCAGAUAGUUAAAUUCUCAGCAACAAAAAAGAAGGAAAAUCCCAAUAAAUUUUUAUGUUGUAAUAUACGAGACCAGUUUGCAUGAUCACAUACAUAUACACAUACGUGUCUCGUGAAUGAUUAUGUUUCGAUGUGCCAUUUUGAAGUAACCAUAUAAUAGUUAACUCGAUCAUAUAGCUAGAAAUAAGAGACACUGCUGGAUGGAACACAACCAACUCAUAGUCCAAUUGUUUGAGUUUAUUCAUGCUUUGAUCCUUUGUGAUUCAAUGUUUCCAAUUUAAGUUAAUUUAUUUUAUAUCAGUUUUCAUUAUUGUUAUAACUAUGAAUUAUAAUUUGUCAAACACAUUUUCUAUGAAAUUAAAAUAGAAUUGUUUUUAUCAUUAAUUUAAUUCUUGUAAAAGUGAUUUACACAACAUAUUUCAUUAUUUGAUACUGGAAAUAUAAUUUAUUUUCGUAGGAUAAUUUGGUAAAAUGAAACAAGUAUAUUGCUCAACAUAAUUGAAGAAUAAAUAGUAAUUACUAUUAAAGUAAAGAAUUGCAAAGGAUUAAUGUAAAAUGCUUUUUUCACUCCUACUUAUCUUUAUAACUAAAAAUUCAAUAUUUUUGCAACAGUUAGUCUAAAAAUCCGAAUACAAUGACUACAUUAUUUACAAACAGUAUAGACAAUUCGACUAUAAGUAUAGUUCUUAGAAAGUAAAAUGUAUAAAUUGUAGUUCUUAUGAGAAUCAUCGAGCUGUACACACACUGCAACAAAAGCCUGCAUCUCCUGGAUUUGUUAGCACUGUGUGCGGCUUUCUUUAUGUAUAGAUUUUUUUACUGCGAUUCACCAACCAGAAAGAUAUUUUACUAUAGCUCAGUCAUUUCGUCUUCGAUUCCUAUGUUAUGUUUAAACGGUGAUUUUUCGAAAGAAUAAUUAAGGACACAUUACUUUAACUUAUCAGGAUUAAAAAGAAAUUUUUAUCUUCAGUUCAGCGCAGGUUCCAAUGAUUUCAUUGAGGCGUCUAAAUAAUCGGAGUAAUUAUAAUAUUAUUUUUCCUGUCAUUUGAAAUUGAAAAAGGAAAAAGUCUGCAUUGCAUUCUUACAUUACAAAUAUGCGACAAGUAGUUUUUUGUGUACUAAUAAUAAGAAUUGUCCAUUUAAAGCGCAAUUUUAAGGUGACAAAAUAUUGGUGUCUGUAAGGUAUUUGCUAUUUUCUAAUUUUGUCUUAUUUUCUUUUUAAUGUGAAAGAGAUAUUGUUUCAAAGAAAGUUAACGAUUGUUUAUAGAAAAUUAAAGUAUACUGCCGAUUAGUUAUUCUUAUAUUUAAUUUUUUUCUUUUCUUUUUUUCAAUUUUAUCGUCUAACUUAUGGUAAUUAAUGUUGAAACUAUUUCAUAGCUUAGUGGUAGUUGCGUUUUAAAUGAAUAGUUCUGUAUUUGUUUCUUAUCAAGAGUACAAAGAGCUGUGAGAUAUUUUUAUCUGUAGCUUUAUUUUUUAAUGAUUUAUAUUUAACGACAUUCUAUUUAUAGAGAUCAUAUUUUGUUAAUAGAGGUUUCGGUCAAGUGACGCUGUGAAUUAUAGGACUUAUAUAAACAAUCAUACGAUAACACGUGAAAAAGGAUAGUUUCAAUUUUUUGAAACGCAAAGCGCUUUGUACUGAAUAGUAUUAUUAUACAGAACUAUUACAGUUCUACGUGACGAUAUCAAAUAAUGCGAUUAUUAUCAAGAAAAUUUUAUAAAAGCUAAAAGAAUCACAUUUCUGUGAAUCUACAUAAAUGAUUGUUAAUAUUUAGUGGUCUUAACGAAACCGACGAAAAUCUUUUGUAAUGUUGUGAGAACACUAUAAAUCUAAUGACAACUUAUGUAAGUAAGUAUUAUAAUGGCAUAUUUAGAACCAUGCAAUGAAAUGCAUAGAAUUCUCAAUAUUUUACAAUUCAUGAUAUUAGUAUAGUUUUUUUUAAAUCAUUCAGAAUUAUAAAUCUGAAACAUGAAAAGGAUUAAUGUUAAUUUAAUAGACAAAUAUAUAAUUGUGAAUUUAUGAUCAAUUGUCAAGAGAAAUUAGAAAACUCUCAAAGAGAUAAAUUGAUGUUAAAAGAAAAAUAUAUGUAUAUAUAUAAUACAUAUUUAAAAUAUAUCAAAAGUUACAACUCUUUUCAAUACAAUGGAAUCUUAAAGAAAUCAAUAAAUCAAUACUAGAUCUUUCUAUAAUAUCAAUGAAAUUUUUGUUGUAUUAUCAAGAUUUAUGAAUGUUUUAAAAUACUUAGAAAAAUACAAACAACACAGGCAUUAGAUAUAUAUAUAUACUACGAAUUUUCUUCUGUGAUCUUUUAAGAAACGUUUAAGAAACGUUAAAAUAUGCACAGAAUAUUGUAAAAUUUUACAAAGUCAAAUGUUUAGUAUUCUUAUAAUUUUCUUAUUAGUACAAAAUUAAAAUCUUAAAAAUGAACAAAAACAUUCUGUGUUAAUAUUAUAGAGUUUUAAAGCAUUUGUUCCUGAAAGAUAAUAGAAAAAGAUAACAAAAAAUAAAUGAUAGGGAUAAGCGGUUUAUUAAUUAUAAUUUAUUUAAAUUCGGUAACAGUAUAUAAUGAUAUAACAGUAACAGUAUAUAAUGAUGCGGAUUUUUAGUGAACGUAGGAGUUUAAAAGGGUCUACCUUCCGAGUAUGCCAUGCAUGGCGCCCUUUGCACAACAAUUGCUCGUUACGAUUUCUUCUUUACGCAUACAUGUAUAUAUAUAUAUAUAUAUGUGUGUAUAUAUAUGUAUAUAUAUUGUUGUAUAACGUACCAUUUAAACCUGUUAAUAUUUUACUAAGUCGAAAAUAGAGAUUGCCUGGAGAAAUGUGUAUGGAGUUAAUGGGUAAGUGUAUAAUAUCACAGAAUACAGUUCUAAAAAUCGAUACCUCCCAUGGAUCACGUUUGUUUUGUACGUUUAUCAAUAGUUUACAUUUAUAUAUACAUAUAUACGUAUAUUUCCAGUCGAUAUACGAGCUAAAAUUUUGUUCAAACGUUUAUAUGUUACCCUGGUUUUUCUGAGAGCGUAUCAAGUAGUUAAUUGCUUUAAUUGUGUAAGCAGAAAUAAUUAGUUCUACAAGAAUCGAAGUUAAAUUCGAGAAUUCAAGUCACUAACAUGUUAACGAUUCAAGAUGAAGGAAAUUUUCUUAAAAUUUAAACAAGAAAAUUUGUGAUUUUACAUAUUUGUUUGUUGUUCUUAGUUAAUUAAUUAAUUAACAUGCUGGUUUCUACUAGAGUCCUCGAAAUUAUCAAUUUUGCGGAUGUUCAAAUUUCAUCGAUAUAAAAUUGAUAUUCAAGAAUUCAAAAUAAAAAGAACGAUAACAGGUAACAAAUUGAAAUUUGAGCAUCGUUUUACGUUGAUGAUGGUCAUAAUUUGUAUAAAGAAACAUUGUACAAUUUAAUAAGAUCGAAAUUUUUGUGUACAUCGUUACAUAUCGGUAAAUUUGUCAUUUUUGUAUUAUUCAGAUACGAAUUUUACAAAUUCUAGUCACUUGUGCCUUUACCAAAUUAAGCAAAUUUUUCGAUUUUCCAAUUCGAAGUUUGUAAAAAUAGUUGACGAAAAAAUUUAAUAUCGUUCCCUUAUGCGCUUUCAAAAUCGAAUCCUUCGUAUAAGAUGUUUUUAAAAAAAAGUAAUAAUUAUUCGUCAAUUAGAAUUAAUUGCAUAGAAUGCAGUUAUGGCAAUUAUUGAGUUAUUUAUAUUACAAAAAGAAAACGUAAGAGAGUUAUAUACAUACAUACAUACUUUGCGAAAUUUUACGCAACGUGUAGUAGUGUAUUGUUAUAUGUAAAUCGAUAACAUUGUGUGUGCGCGCGCGUAGAAGUUAUUUACAUAUAAAUAAUUUUACACGAAAUCAAUUCUUAUCAUGAUAAAUAAAAUAAAUAUAAUUCAUAUUUUAUAUCGUAUACAAAUAUCAAGAAAAACAAAAUAUUUAUGAUUUUUGCAUUAGAUUCAUUACAUUAUAUUUUGCACACACUAAGAAUUAUAAAUCACUAUCGAAGUUGUAAUAUAAUGAUAGAUUUAAGUAUUGCGUGUCAAGAAAAGUCAUAUAUCUUCCUAGUCGAUUAUGAUCGUAGAAAAAUCAAUAUUCUAAUAUCGUAACGUAUUGAUCGAUAGAAUAUGCUUUGAAGACAAAAUUGCAUUUUUUGCGUGAUCAAAUUCAGUGAGCGUAAAAAGAGGAAAGAAAAAUAUGCAUUACAUUUGUUACAAACAAAUUACCAUAUGUCAAUGUAAUUCGAAAUAUUUAACAAUAUUUUGGCUCGUUACCGUAGAGUAAGGAAUUUUAAAUCCUGUUUUAUGCAGAUUGAGGCAUUUUUAAUAAUUCUGAAUAUUUUUAUCCUUCAUAUAUUUUCUCUUUUGUUUUAUUUGAAUAUAUUUACUUUCAACAAACUUGUGCAAAAGUUACGGAAAAAAUAGUUAUUUUUGUUGUCAUAUUAUUAUUAUUUUAAUCCUUAAGACAUACUUAUGUGGUUAGACCAAUUUCUUCAUUAUAAUGAAUCUUGUUUCUUGCAGUUUAGAAUUUUCUAAUUUGGGAUCUAAUUGGGAUCUUAUCUAAGGGAUAAUGUGUUAAUGAAGGAAAAAUAUAUUCCUGACAACUUUUUAAGGGUCGAGGUUAUGUACAGUGAAAAUCUCACGACUCAUUGUUUCAAAAUAAAUUCACAAUGCACCCUCUGCUUUCUUCACCUUUUAAAGAUACUUAAGACUAAUAUAAGAAUACAGCAAGUUUUUAUAAAAUUUUAGAAUAUAUAUAAUUUGAAUAUGCCUCAUACUGCAUAAAUAUUUUGGAAUUAAAUAAUAAAUAUAUCAAAUAAAAGAGAAGGUAAGUGUCAAAUUGAAAUUGGAAUUCCUUAAUUAUAUCGUGUAUACAGUCGAUCGUAAAAGGUACAAAAAAUUACGAUACAUAUACAAAUAUAAAAUAGUACGUUAUUUUCUAGAAUAAAACUAAAUUUUUGAAAUUAUAACAGUGUAAUUCUUAAUUUUUAUAAAUAUUUUAACAAUUUCAAGUCUUUUAAUAACUAAUUUAAGGAAUGUACUUUACUUAUUACAUAAGAAUUUUCAAUGCUCAAUUUUUAUUCAUGUACUCCUUUUAUACAAAUACUAGUUUCUAUUGUAAUUUUUAUUACUUGCUUAUACAAACAAAAUUGUAUUUGAUAAAAUCAUUACAUUUCCUUAUAUUAUAAGGAACUAAAAAAAUCUAUCUUUUAAAUUCAAUUUCAUUGUUAAACCGUGAGAUUUAUCUGUGAUAACAAUUUGUAUUUCGACAAUAAAUUUGUAAAUACGCUUAUAUAAGUACGCCCAAACAAAUUUUUUAAAGACUAGAUAUAGUAUGCAGUUUUUUAUUCUGUAAACUACCUGAAUGAGACUUUAUUUACAUGUUAAUAUUUGUAUCUUCUUUUACGAGAUUUAUUUGUAUAUACUUGUUGUGCAUGUACAAUUAAGAAUGAAGAUUACAGGCAGUGAGUUUUUUUUCUAUCAUACAAUUUACAUGGUAAGCGUGGCCGCAAUCAAAUAUUGCGAUUCCAUUAUUACCUAAUAGAACUGGUGUUUGAAGGGACAGUGUGCAGCAAGAACAUGCAGAUAAUUUAUUCUGAUAAUGCAUUCCCCAAUGAUGUGGCCCAUUCUCGAAAAUAUUUUUAUUAAUCGGUUUACUUAAGUCUUUUUCAAGAACUUCUGCCACUUGAUCUCGAAUCUGUAAAAAACAUAAACUGUUUAUAUAUAAAUUAUGGUUUAGCUAAAACAUAAAAGAUAUAGAUACAAACUGAGUUCUUUCUCUCUUUAAUAAAUAUUUUCUGAUGACUCACAAGUCAAUUAAAAAAUAAUAAUUACCUUUGUAGAACAUAUUGUAUUGUAUUCAGAUGACUCCAAAUUAAUUUUAUUAAGAUUAAUGGCAUACUUCAUCCCAUGUUGAUAUAAAAGUUUUGUAAAUACCAAUGACUGAAAUAUACUGCAAAAAAUGAAAAUACUUAA